GAAGUUCUCGUAUCGGCUCAUACAAACCAGCAAUAUCUCGAUCCGACAGCAAUUACUCAUACCCCGCUCUGCUAGGUAUUGAGGUGUGGCUGAAAUUGAUGAUAAACAAAACAUAGAAAAUUAAGCGUUUUGUAACGCUUGCAUUAAGUUAUAUCACAGAAUAUACUAGACCAAUGGCUGCUAUACGUAAAAAGUUAGUUAUAGUUGGGGAUGGUGCUUGUGGUAAAACAUGCCUUCUUAUAGUGUUCAGCAAAGAUCAGUUUCCAGAAGUUUAUGUACCCACUGUGUUCGAAAACUAUGUUGCAGAUAUUGAAGUAGAUGGAAAACAGGUUGAGCUGGCCUUGUGGGACACUGCUGGUCAGGAAGAUUAUGAUAGACUGCGACCCCUGUCCUAUCCAGACACUGAUGUCAUUCUCAUGUGCUUCUCCAUCGACAGUCCAGACAGCUUGGAGAACAUACCUGAGAAGUGGACACCAGAAGUUAAACAUUUCUGCCCAAAUGUUCCCAUUAUUCUCGUAGGAAACAAGAAGGAUUUGAGAAAUGAUGAUCAAACAAGAAUUGAGCUCGCCAAAAUGAAACAGGAACCAGUGAGAAAAGAAGAUGGGACUUCAAUGUUUGAACGUAUUGGAGCUUUCUGCUAUUUAGAAUGUUCUGCUAAGACCAAGGAGGGCGUUAGAGAGGUGUUUGAGCAUGCAACCAAAGCUGCACUACAAGUUGAGCUGGCCUUGUGGGACACUGCUGGUCAGGAAGAUUAUGAUAGACUGCGACCCCUGUCCUAUCCAGACACUGAUGUCAUUCUCAUGUGCUUCUCCAUCGACAGUCCAGACAGCUUGGAGAACAUACCUGAGAAGUGGACACCAGAAGUUAAACAUUUCUGCCCAAAUGUUCCCAUUAUUCUCGUAGGAAACAAGAAAGAUACACGUAAUGAUGAAAACACGAAAAGAGAGCUCAUGAAAAUGAAGCAAGAGCCAGUGCGACCAGAAGAGGGAAGAGCAAUGUCGGAAAAAAUCAAUGCUUUUAGUUAUUUGGAAUGUUCUGCUAAAACUAAAGAAGGUGUAAGGGAGGUAUUUGAAACAGCCACAAGGGCAGCUUUGCAAGUAAAGAAAAAGAAGGGUGGAAAAUGUAUGCUUUUAUAAUGUUAGGAAUAUAAUUAACUCGUAACAGUUUGAAUGGCUGGCUGGUGAUUUUCAUGGAUAUUAUCGAGUGUAUUCUGUACAUAUGACAGAUUGUUCAGUACAUUUGUGUCAGUAAAUAUGCUUAACUGUAUUUGAACAUAGCUGUUACUAGUACUUAGUAAUUUUAGGAGUUGACCAUAUGAAAAUAAUUUUGUGGGGGCGGGAUGGGGGUUUCAGCUGGCAGUUCGAGGUCAGGCUGGAAAAGUUAGAAACUUGGUCCAGAUCAGUUAUCAUAAGAGAAAAAUGAAAAGAAUAAAGACUUUGGUGUUAUUCAUCUGUCUUAAUGCAACCAUAUUUCUUAGAAACAUUCAGUCAGGAUAUAGUGGAUUUUUAGUGUGAGUCUGUAUUCACUCAGAAGAUGCUACAUUAGAUUUUAGCUUGAGUGUUCGGUUCAGGGUGAGCCAUUGUGGUGUACUGUGACUCGGGGGUAUCUGGCAUAAUCUUUACUCUUUAAACAAUUUCUUUUCUUGAACCACACAAUAGAUCUUCGUUAAACUUGGUCAGAAGCAUCUUUGUAUGGAUCUCUCAGUUAUGUUUAUAUGAUUCUGCUUGGCCCCUUUUAGGGGCUGCUAAAGCUAAAAAUUGAAAAAAAACUUUUUAAUUUUUUCUUAUGAACCACUUGAUUUAUCAUCACCUAACUUGGUCUGUAUAAUCAUUUUAAGGUCCUUCUCUUAAGUUUUAACUGACCCAGAAAAUUUCCAAGAUUCUCUGUCAGAACCUGUAACAUAAGCCUGCAGUACAGAUAAGUGACCUGCAGUAGUAUCUGAAGCUUAUUUCAUAUUCAGGAUGGAUAAUUCCUUGUUUAAAUGUGGUAGAUGUUUUAGCUUAUCCUGAACCGAAGGCUGUUAGUAAAGGUGGAUGCUCUGGCGUCAAUUGUCCAUGUCCUCAUCUAUCGUCCACAAUUUAUAUAAACAUCUCGCCUCUAAAAUUCUUGUUCAGAAUUACAUAAAACUUGGUCUGAAGCAUCCUAACAAGUUCUUUGAGGAAAAAUUUGUCACUGGGAAAAACUUGGUCAUUACAGAAAAUCAAAAACUUUGAUAACACUUUUUUCAACUUGAUUGUCAGAAUGUUUGUAUGAAAUCUAAGGCAAUUCUGGAAGUUGUGAACAUGAGGUCACAAACUAUGCCACUAUGUCAAAUCAUUGAAAACACUUGGUUAAUGAUUUACAAAGAAAACAUUGUCAGAAUGUUUGUCUCUUUGAAGUUUUGGUCAAGCUUGAAGUGGAUUGUUGAAGGUGGAAACCAAGGUUACUACGUCAGAUGAUAGAAAAAGCUAACUAACUCUCCAUGGGGCACAUUUUCUACCUGAUUUUCAAGAGACUGGUUAGAAUAAAUCGUUGAAAAACUUUGUUAAUGAACUAUGUGGUUUCUUUUAUUAUUAUAGAUUAUCUGUGGGAAGAACUAGUGAGCGAUACAGGGCCUUUAGUUUUUCUUAAUCAUUUCAGUCCACCUGACCUGAACUUUCUUCAAGGUGAGCUGUGAGUAGAGGUGAAUGGUCAGGCUUCCAUUGUCUGUUGUCAAUCAUCCUGAAAUUCCUGCUUUGAAACUGCUGCUCAGAAUUUCAUCAGACAUGGUCUGUAGCAUCCUGGCAUGGAUGUCUCUCAAGUUUUACAAAUGGUUCUUUUAGGCACCUUUUAGGGGCCACAAGAGCUUAAAGUAGAAAAAAAAACUUAAUAAAAUUCUUGUGAACUACCUUAUGGAUCUUCACCAAACUUGGUCUGGAACAUCUUUUAAUGGUCCUCAAUGUUCCUUCUCUUUCAGGGUCCACCAGAGCUAAAAAUAGAAAAACCUUAAAUAACUUUGUGUUGUGAACAAGUUGAUGGAUCAUCACCAGACUUAGCUCUCUCAUGUAUGUUCAAAUGGUUAUGCUUGGCCUCUUUUAUAGAUUGCCAGAAAUGGGUAAACAACUGCUCCUCAUCAUGUGUGAUGGAUCUGGUCUGUAGCAUCAAUGUAUGGUCUUCUGUCAUUUUUUUUCAAAUGGUUCUGCUUGGUCCUGUUAAGGGGUUGGCAGAGCUAAAAAUAGAAAAAGAAACCUAUAAAUGAUUACUUUUUGUGGACCUCUUGGAUCUUCACUAGACUUUUUCAGUAGCAUCAAAUUAUUCAAAUAGUUCUGUGCUUGACAGCUUUUAGGAUCUGCUAAAGUAAAAAAGGGAAAAAACUUCAAAUAACUUUAAAUUAACUGUUAAUGUAUGUUCACCAAACGUGGUCAGAAGAAGGUCUAAAAGUCAUGGUCCUCAGGUGAGUGACUUGCGCCCAUUUGGCCCUCUGGUUUUUUCUUUUUGUUUCCUUAACUAGUUUAAGCAAAGAGCUAUAAAAAUAAAUAGAUCGGCAACUUGAAAGGCAUAUAAAGCAAAUCUCACCAACACCACUUGGGAACAGAAUGAGAUCUCAUUGUACAGGUAUAUGAAACAGCAGAAGGAUAAAAAAUUGUGUCAUGAAAAACUUUUUAUCAGAUCGUUUGUUUAUACUGAUAAUGGUCUUUUUUAAUGUUAUUAGUAUUUUCUACCCGGGAAGGAAGGAAUUUAUGAUUGGAAGUCUGAGAAAUCAACAGUUGUCGUUCGAAAAUUGGAUCUGAUUCGGUUUAUGACGUGCAGGCUGUAUAGCCAGUGUAAUACUUUAAUAAGCGUCUGUUGAUUUUAUCAUGGUUGAUCAAGUUGGCAAAUGCUUCAAUAAGAUAAGCUUACCUCCUGUUGCCAUUCUAUGUAUUUUAUACUUCUUUGGUUUAAGUAAUUAUUUUGAUGUUGAGGUAUCAGUUAGAGUAGAUCAUAAUAUAAUAUAACACUACUUUUAUAAAUUAUCUGAAAAAAGAAUAACAUGCAAAUUUACUUUAUUAUUUUAAUCCAAGCUCAUUUUCAUUAGCCCACCAUCAUCAGAUGGUGGACUAUUCAAAUCACUCUGCGUCCGUGGUCCGUCGUCCGUCCGUCCUUCCGUCCGUUAACAAUUUCUCGUUAUCGCAUCUCCUCAGAAACUACCUGGGGGAUUUUGACCAAACUUUGUCAGAAUGAUGUAUUGGUACCCUAGUUGUGUCCCCCUGAAAAUCAGACUGGUUCAACAAUUUUUUAGUAAGUUAUGGCCCUUUGUUUAUUUCUAUAAUUUACAUAGAUUUAUAUAGGGAAAAACUUUGAAAAUCUUCUUGUCCAAAACCACAGAGCCUAGGGCUUUGAUAUUUGGUAUGAAGCAUCAUCUAGUGGUCCUCUACCAAGAUGAUUCAAAAUAUUUCCUUGGGGUCUAAUAUGGCCCCGCCCCGGGGGUCACAUGGUUUAUAUAGACUUAUAUAGGGAAAAACUUUGAAAAACCUCUUGUUCAAAACCACAGGGCCUAGGGCUUUGAUAUUUUGUAUAUGACAUCAUCUAGUGGUCUUCUACUAAGAUUGUUCAAAUUAUCCCCCUAGGGUCAAAUAUGGCCCCGCCCCGGGGGUCACAUGGUUUACAUAGACUUAAAUAGGGAAAAACGUUGAAAAUCUUCUUGUCCAAAUCACAAAGCCUAGGGCUUUGGCAUUUGUAAUGUAGCAUCAUCUAGUGGUUCUCUACCAAGUUUGUUCAAAUUAUCCCCCUAGGGUCAAAUAUGGCCCCGCCCUGGGGGGGUCACAUGGUUCAUAUAGACUUAUAUAGGGAAAAGAUUUUAAAAUCUUGUUGUCAAUAACCUACAACAUUCAAAUUUGGACCACAUGUAUGGUUUUGAUGGGCAAGAUGAACCUUGACAUGAGUUGACCUUGAUUUUGACCUAGUGACCUACUUUCACAUUUCUGUAGCUACAGCCUUCAAAUUUGGACCACUUGCAUAGUUUUGUGCACUGAAAAAAACUUCGACCUUGACUUUGACCUAGUGACCUACUUUCACAUUUUUGAAGGUACAGGCUUCAAAUUUGGACCACAUGCAUAGUUUUGUGUUCUGAAUUGGAAUUUGACCUUGAUUUUGACCUACUGACCUACUUUCACAUUUCUCAAGCUACAGCCUUCAAAUUUGGACCACAUGCAUAGUUUUGUGUACCGAAACAAACUUUGACCUUUACAUUGAACUAGUGACCUACUUUCACAUUUUUGAAGGUACAGGCUUCAAAUUUGGAACACAGGCAUAGUUCUGUGUUCCGAAAUAAAAUUUGACCUUGAUUUUGACCUAGUGACCUACUUCCACAUUUUUGAAGGAACAGGCUUUAAAUUUGGACCACAUGCAUAAAUUUGUGUUCUGAAGCGUAAUUGGACCUUGAUUUUGACCUAGUGACCUACUUUCACAUUUCGUCCUUGAAAUUGAUCUAGUGACUUACUUUCACAUUUCUCAAGCUGCAGCUUUCGAAUUUGGACCACAUGCAAAGUGUUGUGUACGGAAAUGAAAUUUGACCUUGAGCUAGUCAGUAAGUCUUGAAAUUUGGAACACUCAAAAAUGGCACAUUGGUGGGCGCCAAGAUCACUCUGUGAUCUCUUGUUACUUUGUUGUGAAGCUGUUUAUUUUAUGACACUAUAAUAUCAUUUACAGUAUACAUGACUCUUGCCAGACUACCUUGAUAUAGGCUUCUUGAUGGCCAUAAAACAACAUGAUUUUUGGACCUACUGCUAUGAAACAAAGCAGUUAUGUAGUGAUGAUAAUUAGAAUUGUGGACAAGUCAGAAAGACAAUGGGUAUAAACAAGGAAAGCAACAGGAUGAGUCCUUGUAGCUUGUCAGCUGUACUUGGCUAUUAGAAAUUUUAAAGUCCUGACUGACAAGAUAUGUCACUCUGUAAUUCUUGGAUAAUUGAAACUUUGAUAGUUUAAUAUUUCAAACAUUUUUUUUUGAAAAUAGUACUUGUAAUAAAUAUUUGAAGCUAAAA
Molecule: messenger RNA, 5978 nt
Organism: Mercenaria mercenaria
Lineage: Eukaryota; Metazoa; Mollusca; Bivalvia; Venerida; Veneridae
Product: ras-like GTP-binding protein RHO
Exons: 4
Coding region: 174-1136 (320 amino acids)
Biological process (GO): small GTPase-mediated signal transduction
Molecular function (GO): GTP binding; GTPase activity
Source: RefSeq, a predicted model, not a curated record